UGACCUCUAACGCUUAUGAUGACUAAUAUAAACUAGGCUUAACUAGGAAGGAGAUGAACCAUGGGAACCACCUACAGAAAUAGCGGAGUUGGGCUCAUGGAGACACACGUGAUAUAUAACAUGCGAUCACGUGACCACGACGCUUCCUUCCGGGUCGACCUUCAACGUCAACCUUGAUCUCUCUCCUCUCUCUUAGUCUUCAUCGCGCUUUCAUCGCAGCUACCAUGAGCAACCAGGCUUACUACGAGCUCUACCGUGGCAGCAGUAUCGGCUUGUCUCUCACCGAUACUCUAGAUGACCUGAUCAAUGAGGGGCGCAUCGAGCCCCAGCUCGCGAUGAAGAUUCUCUCCACCUUUGACCGUGCCAUCACAGAAGUCCUCGCUGACAAGGUGCGCGCUAGGCUGAAUUUCAAGGGACACCUGGAUAUCUACCGCUUCUGCGAUGAAGUCUGGACUUUCCUUAUCAAAGACGUGACCUUCAAGCUGGACAACCAGACGACCGUCUCCGCGGACAGGGUGAAAAUCGUGAGCUGCAACAGCAAGCGGCCUGGUGAGGCAUGAGGUUGCUCGUUAUCUCGUCGGUUGAUCCUACUUCUCUUCCUUCUCUGCAGCAUGGAUUCAUGCGUAGUUUGUUCAUCGGUCGGUUGCGUUAUUGCGCGUUCUUCUCCGAAAUGAACCGCGCUAUCGAACUGGCGUUGGGGGAUUUUGAUGUCUGAAUUUGCGAAAAUAGAUACCCGAUUAAAAAUGAAAUAAGAUUGCAC
This is a messenger RNA of Monascus purpureus, 760 nucleotides long. Lineage: Eukaryota; Fungi; Ascomycota; Eurotiomycetes; Eurotiales; Aspergillaceae. The record is from the annotation of a GenBank genome assembly.